AUAAACGUGGAAGAAGAGGAUGAGGAAGGUGAGAAGGAGAAACGAUUGGAGGUUGGAGAAGAGGAGGAAGAGCGACUCGUGCCGCUUCGUGCGGCAAGAAAAGGCACCAAGCGAGCUCGUACGUCCUCUUCGCGUAAGGACAAGACAACCAUCAACGUGGCCAUCAAUACUACGACCCUGCUCACGCCAGCCCAAACCACCUCUACUGCGCCACAAAACCUGCGCAUCCGGGAAGACGAGCCGCGAGCGACGGCACCAACAACCACGCCUACCAGUACAACAAGGCCCAAUGCCCGUCGCUCCGCCGAGACUCGAGGAACAGAAGAUGCCAAAAAUACAACCGCGACCAGCUUGUCUGGAGAGGGAUCGCUGUUGGAUUCGGCGGUGUGCCCCAUCUGCAGCCACCGCCUGGAGACGCAAGACUCCGCGCGUAUCAACCAGCACAUCGACGAAUGCCUCACCCGCUCCAUGCUCAUCCAGGAGCGCGACGCCCACAACGCCGACCGAACUGCUGCUUCUGCUGCGCCGCCUGCGGCUCAUCCCCCGCCUCACCUCAUCGCUCCUACCACUACAGCUGCCGUGUCGGCCUCCGCGCUCGGUUUCGAUCCGAUGCCAGAUGCGAGAGGCGCAGGCAGAGUCACCACGGCCACUCCCCUAGCGGCAGCAGUGCCUGUGCCGUACGUCCGUGUACUGGGUAAGACCUGCUCGUGCCCGUACGGCUGCGGCCGGGUAAUGGCCUUUGACAAGCUGGGCAAACACGCCAGGAACCACCACGCCGGCGACGGUCAGGCGCUCGAGUGCCCCAUCUGUGUUUCGAUUACGGGUUUGGUGGGCGUGGUGGAGGAGGACCUCUUGGAGCACCUCAACGUCAACCAUGACCCGCGGUACGCGGCCAAGCAGAGUAAGCAGCGACGGGCGCGAGGUCGGGGAGUACACUCAUGGAAGCCGCCCGCGCCAGACGGCCGCCACCAGCCCACGCCCGUGGUCGUGGGCGCCGCGGUCCUCGGAUCAGCUUCGGCGUCAUCACCUUCGCCGCUGACGAUUCGACUGCCCCAGGCGGCGAGGCUAACUUCUUUCGGCACCACUGCGCACCACCACGACCCGUCGGCCAUGGAGGCUUCAGGGAGCGUGGCCAAUGUCUUCGCCACCCAGCCGCUUUCCACUUUGCUGGCCAGCACCCCCACGCAAACGAGCGCCGAGUUCGCAAGCACACGGGUGCUCUCGGCCGAGUUGCCCGAGGACAAAGCGGAAUGCCCCAUUUGCUUUGAGAACUUGACCGUCGGGGCCAAGGUCUCGUACCUGCAGUGUCUGUGCAUCUUUCACGAGUGCUGCAUCCAGUAUGUGCAAUCUACCCUGCCCACCUGCUCCCCAGCUGCUCUGCUCACGUUUAUUCCCUCCCCUUCAACCAGAGCGUGGUGGGAUAAGCACAAGCGGCUGGAGUGUCCCACACACCUGCAAGAUUGA
Molecule: messenger RNA, 1464 nt
Organism: Acanthamoeba castellanii str. Neff
Lineage: Eukaryota; Discosea; Longamoebia; Acanthamoebidae
Exons: 6
Biological process (GO): DNA repair
Molecular function (GO): DNA binding
Source: RefSeq, a predicted model, not a curated record